AUCAGCCUUCGCGCGUCCCGACCCACUGCUUGCGGUAUCCCGUCGGCCCCUGCGCAUUCCAAACCGCUGUACGUUGUAUCCCGCCAUCUCCUAUCCAUUCCGGGUUCCCUUUUUACGGUCGUGAGGCGCGGACAUGGCCCAAGGAAAGCAGAAGUUUCAGUCCCGGAAGCCCGCCAAGAAGGCCGCGGCGGCGACCUCUUCUUCGGCCUGCCGGGGCCCGAAGAAAGGCGGGAGAAUCAUUGCCCCCAAAAAGGCCCGGGUCAUCCAGCAGCGGAAACUAAAAAAGGACCUUGAGGUUGGCAUCCGAAAAAAGAUUGAACAUGAGGUUAUGAUGAAAGCCAGCACAAGCUUGCCCAAGAAACUGGCCCUACUGAAGACCCCAGAGAAGGGAGCCAAGAAAAAGCAAACUGGUAGCAAGAAUCAGCCCUGAUAAGGGACAGGAGAAGAAAUGAGAGACUCUUUGUCUCAGACCCUGCUUGACUGUCUGGCCCUGUGGCCCUGAUAUCUGAUGCCCCAGUAUGUUUGUGGAUAUACGUGUGGUGAGAGCUUUAUUAGAGGAAAAGAAAUAGGUUUCUCUUCAGGCAGGGAUUGCCCUGUCAUCUGUUCUUUUUCGCCACAACCUCUCAGGCCUCAGUUUGACCAAAACAGCCUCUACUGAAGCCUGCAGCUUCUCAAAUCCCCUGAAGAGUACAAUGGGAAACAGUAGAGGCCUUCUCAGGGAGGAUUGAACAUCUCCCAGCCUGUCAGGAGCCUGGUAGUGUCUGCAGCAGCUCUCCGAAUCAGUUCAGCCUACUUUAUUUUUUCAUCUCUCCUUCCUUAUGCCCUCUCUGAGUCCCACAUCCCCACUACCUACCUUGAAGCAAUAAAAAGGAAACAGUUGCUCUA
Messenger RNA from Gracilinanus agilis (Agile Gracile Mouse Opossum), 885 nucleotides. It is a transcript of the gene C1H19orf53, whose product is annotated as chromosome 1 C19orf53 homolog. Bases 134 to 430 code for a protein of 98 amino acids. The transcript is spliced from 3 exons. Lineage: Eukaryota; Metazoa; Chordata; Mammalia; Didelphimorphia; Didelphidae. The record is from RefSeq and is a predicted model, not a curated record.